Messenger RNA from Paramecium tetraurelia, 615 nucleotides. RefSeq lists its product as uncharacterized. The transcript has a single exon. Lineage: Eukaryota; Ciliophora; Oligohymenophorea; Peniculida; Parameciidae. The record is from RefSeq and is a predicted model, not a curated record.
AUGAAUUAAUUGGUACCAAUUGAUUCAACCUUGUAAGCCAAUUUGGAACGCCUUAGUUAUUUGAUGGCCCAGAAGAAGGAGAAGAAACCUGACUUCAGAGAUCAAUUUCAAACUCAUUCAAACGCCAAGAAAAUAUUCGUUAAUUUGAGAGCAUUUGUCAAGCAGCCCCAACCUCCCUCCCCUCCUUCUUAGAACCAUAAAAAAGAGCACAAGAUUCCUUCAUAAACCAUCACUACGCAGACUUAGACUCCCAAAACUCCCACUUAUAGAUAAUAGUUCAUACGACCAUAGUCAUUAGCCUAACUAGAACCCUGCUUGAAGAGGCAAGAAAUCUCUGCGAGCAAUAUCAUGAGUGAGAGAACUAAUACUAAGGCUUGUUACAAGAAUUGGGUGGGUUUGUCAGUAAUAGAAAGGAAUGAUAUAUUUCUAAAGAAAAAACAAUCAAAAUUGUAGAAAAUGAGAGAGGAGAAAGACGAAAAGGAACUUAGCAAAUGCACCUUUACUCCCCACUUCUACAAUCAAAUUCUUAUUGAGAGACCAUCCUCAUGCUUUCAAAAUAAAUCUUAUUAGGAUAUUCACAAAUUACGAAAGAAUCAAAAUGAAAAAUUAUAUUGA